CCCCGCGAGCCGUUCUCAUUUCCUUAUAGGUGGCGCCCACUGAACGCGCUCACCUUUCCCGGGGGCGGGGAUGGAGAGGAUUGUGGAGGAGUCUCACGUGAGGGAAGUUUGCGAACUUUAGGACCACACAAAGUAAGAAAUGGGCAUAAAGAGGGGACUGGACCUCACUCAUAAUCCAUACCUGCAAGGCAGGACGGACCUGGGCCUGAGGCCUCACAGAGCCUGACCUGCGCUGGGAAGAACACACAGUUGUCCCACCCAGGCUGCCCAAGCCCCGCUGACAAUGGCUGAGAGGGAGAAGGAAGAUGCUGAGGAAGCCUGGCUGCAGCUGCGGCCUGUGGAGCCCUUGCCGUCCCAGUGCUGCGGCAGCGGCUGCUCACCUUGCGUGUUUGACCUCUAUCACCGAGACCUGGCAAGGUGGGAGGCAGCCCACGCCAGCAACGACAGGAGCCUGCUGAGCGGGAAGCAGCCACAGAGCUGCCCCUCCAAGCUGAACCCGGAGAACUUCUUGGCCUUCCGCAUCAGUGCUUUGGACAAAGUCACCAAUGACACCUACCAUGUCCGGUUUGCUCUGCCUGGGAACAGCCAGCUUGGCCUGCGGCCCGGGCAGCACCUCAUCCUACGGGGGACAGUGGAAGACUUAGAAAUUCAGAGAGCCUAUACUCCCAUCAGCCCUCCCAGUGCAGAAGGAUACUUUGAAGUUCUGAUUAAGUGCUACAAGACAGGGCUGAUGUCCCAGUAUGUCGAGUCCUGGAGAGCUGGAGACACAGCUUUCUGGAGAGGACCUUUCGGAGACUUCUUCUAUAAACCAAACCAGUAUGGUGAGCUCCUCAUGCUGGCUGCGGGCACGGGCCUGGCGCCCAUGGUGCCCAUCCUGCAGAGCAUCACAGACAAUGCAGAGGACGAGACCUUCGUCACCCUCGUUUGCUGCUUCAAGACCUUUGACAGCAUCUACCUGAAAACAUUUCUGCAGGAGCAGGCCCGUUUUUGGAACGUCCGCAUCUUCUUCAUACUUAGCCAGGAGAACUCUCUAGAACAGCUUCCCUGGAGUUACCAAGAGAAGACCCGCUUUGGCCGCCUGGGCCUGGGCCUGAUAAAAGAACUGGUUGGCUGCUGUCGGAGAAAGCCAUUUGCAUUGGUCUGCGGCUCGCCCGAGUUUACCAAAGACAUGGCCAAGUGCUUGCUGUGUGCAGGCCUGGCCAAGGACUCCUGCUUCUUCUUUUAGCCCUGGCCUCCCUUCCAGGAGCCCUGCGCAAGGGUCUGGUACAGGGCCACAGGAAGGACCUCAGACUAGAGUCAAGGGUCCAGGCCUGGCCCGCUGAAAACUCGCUGGGUGACGUUGGGCAAGUGUCCUCACCUCUUGGAAUUUCCACAGGGCCAAGUGCCCCGUGAGGUUGGUCAUCCUCUCCUAGCAUCCAGUCUGCCAGGGAGACAGAAGGGAGCAUGUGACCUGGGAGGCGGAGGACUCCUCUGAGGAAGCCGAGGGCCAGCUGAGCCCAGCGGGCAAGGGCCAAGAGGAGCUCGUCUGGCCCCUCUGAUCAGAGGUGUUCGGGGCUCCAGCUGUGUGCUCAGCUCUGGCUCAGAUUAAGUGCUCCCAGGUGUUUAGGCAGCAACACCAGGAGAGGCCGGCGCUCUUCGGAGAACAGUCACAUCCAGAGCUUCAGGGCCAUGAACCCGACAUGCUGAAGGCCUUGCAUUCUGUGACUUUGUUGUGUUCCCAGAGCACGGUGUUACCCUAGAUUACCCUGUGCUGGCCCCAGCCUUUCCCAGCUUUGUGCUCAGUCUCCUUCCCUGCCUCAGGAGCCCCAGCCCAGAAGCCGUUCCCAGCGAUAGAAGAGGCCAGUGCCCCUCCCUUGUCUGGCAGGCAGCUGGCUCAGCCUGAGCCUUCAGCUCAGUGCCCGGGAGACAGUUGCUAUGGAGAUCUAAAGAUAGAGCAGGAGUCAGAGACCUGGGCUCCUCUCUCUGCUCUGCCCACUGAGUGACUGCCGAUCAGGUCCACCUCGCCCUCACUGCCCACCCAGUCCCUGGGCAGCAGUUAGAGAGUUCAGUUUGCCGCAGCCUGGGCUCCAGUGUGCUGUCCUAGCACAGGGAUGGCCAUGAGCCAUCCCAGACCUGGAAAAAACAGCAACAGAGGCUUAGAAUCAGGGAACCGUAGGACCUACGAGUUAGGCUGUGUAUGGUCCCAGGACUGCAGUCCUCAUAUCAAAGCUGGAAGUUCAGGAUGCCUGGAAGCAUCCAGCCUAACAGCUUGGCCAUGUAAAUGGGAAGACUGAGGCCCAGCAAAGCUAAACGACUUGCUGAGGUGAAACAGCGUGGAGUGCCGCCAAGCCCCCUUACUUCAGUGUCGUACCCCUGCACUGCUGUUUUUUAUACCGAGCUCCAUAGGGCACUAGGGCCCUUGGCACAUAUGGCAGCAGAAUUGAUGGCCAGGGGUCCCCAGGCCCUACUUAGCUAGAGCAGCUCUGUUUUUAUCCAGUGUAUGUGUUGGGGCUUGAAGUAGUUUCUGUUUGUCAGGAUUUUCCUGUCCUGCCCAAAAGUUACAUCGAGUUGGGCACUCACAGUCAUGAGAAGCAGCUGGGGUGGUGCAGAGGUCUCAAAUUGUUUACAAGAGAGAUUCCUUGUCAGCGAGGUGUGGGAGCUAAGGGCUGUGCCCUCUAAGAAUCACACACAUGAACAUACUAAAAUUCAGAAAGACCAGCAGCCAAGAAACUUCUCAUUUGUUUAACCCAAAGGUUUUCAAGCUGCUUCUUGUGGCUCAGUGGUCAGUGUCCUGUGGGUCUCAAAGGCUCUUUGCAGCAUGAUGAGUAGGAAAGGCUCUGAGUCAGCGCUCUGAGCAGGGACUGUGAUCUCCUGCCAGGCCUCGUCCUCCCCUUCUCCCGUCCCUCCACCAGUGUGUCCAUUGAUUGUGCUCAUGCACCUGGGCACCUGUCAUGAGCUGACAUGGAAGCAUCAGCAAGUGAGACACACACAGCCUUUCCGUGGGAAGCUUCAGCCAGGGAAAAGGCAGGCAUUAGAUGUGCAAGCUAGGAGAGGGAGGCCCAGGGACACAGCAUGGCCACUGGGAAGUGAGGUUUCAAAAGCAGUAUUCACACUCAUCACUAGGAGUGUAAGUGGUGCAUAAAGAAUGGAGGGUCAGACACUUCUUACAUGGGCCUUUGUUCCACUUUUUGAUAUUUGAUGUUCAGAGAGCAGAAAAGAUCAGCCCUUUCUUGUCCUCUCAUGGGUUCACCCUCCUAUCCUCUCCCCCCAUGUAGGGUUUAUGUAGUCUGCCUGUGGGUGUGAUCCCUUAUCCUGGGACAUUGGUGAGGGCCCUGGCAGGUGGUCCUUGUCACCUGGACAUUUGAGCUCUAGUGACUUGAGUGUUGUCUUGGUUACUUUUCUCUCAUUGCUGAGACAAAAUACCCAACACCCAAAGUUAAGGAAGGAAAGGUUUAUUUAGCUCAUAGUUUGUGGAGGUUUCAGUCCAUAAUCAGGUGGCUCCAAGGCAAAAUGGCACAUGACAGAGGGCAACAGCUCAUGGUGGCAAAAACAGCACAAGCAGCAAGAGCAAAAAGGAGGAGCAUGAGAAAAGACGCCGUCCCUUAUGUAAAGGCACACCCAGUUGGGUGUUGCUCUCACACCCAUCAUCCCAGCAUUGGGCCAUGAGUCAUUACAAACUAGAAGCCCACCCCCAUAACCGCAUGAGGCUCUGGGGGGACAUCCAGACACAAACCAUAACAGGGAAGCGAGCCCUCUAGAAGAAGAGCGGUUAGCAUGUGCAAGCACAGGCCUCUUGGGACCGGGGCAAGUUCUCCUCACCUCCUGUUCCUCACUUCUCUCCUGACACAGCCCCCAUGCAGGAGGUGUGCUGCUGAUGGCUGAUGGGUGCUGUGUGAUGCUGUGGGAAUGGGGCAGACUUUGGGCUUGUCCCAAAGACAGAAGGAGUUCAAAAUGUCCAUGGAUCUGCAGCAGUCCCAGGCUUCCAAUGACAGCACCUAGCAAAGGGGCUAGGGGACAGAUCUGGGUAACCAAAGCCAUGCCCACCUCAGUUCAGCCCGCAACACCUCACCGUCACCUUCACUGGUCUCCCAGCCCAUCUCUUCCCUUUGUGCCCUCCUCUACACUGACCAGGCUGACCUUUACAGGUGGCAGAGCACCUGUCAUCUAUACUGAAGUACAGAAUCUUCACAGAUAUUUGUGCCAUUUUGGUUUUUGUGUUUGUUUUUUGAGACAGGUUCUUGCUAGGCAGUUCAGGCUUGCCUUGAAUUCAGCAUGUAGCCCAGGCUGGCCUCGAACUCAUGGUGCUCCUCUCCUGCCUCAGCCUCCCCAGUGCUGGGAUUAUAGGUGUGUACCACCACCUCUGGCGUUUGUGCCAUUUUAUUGCCCAGAUUUGUAGAUGAAGAAACUAAGCUUUUAAGACAUGAAGCAAUGAGCCAUGGUCAUGUAGAAGGACACAAAUUCUAACAUUGUAAAGGUCAUAUGUAACACAUGAGUGUCCCUGGAGAUACAUAUAAAAAUUUGUGCAUUACUGUGCUGUUUGAAAUAGCAAAAACUAAAACCUAGGCCGGGGAUAUAGCUCAGCAGCACAGCACCUGCCUGGUAAUUGCAAGGUCAUGAGUUUUGACUCCUGGUACCAAAAACACCGAACUAAAACCUAUCAAUAUAUCUAUGAAAAAUUACUUUUUUUUGGUACCAGGAUUGAACUUCUGACCUCACGCUUGCCAAGCAGAUGUUCGUACUGCUGAGCUUUAUCCCUGGCAUGACUUUUGUUUUUAUGUUGCUAAGGAUGGAAUCCAGGGGUUUAUGCAUGCUAGGCACAUGCUGUAUCACUGAGCUACAUGCCCAGCUAUAUAUACUCAUUAAAAACAGAAACAUUUCCUUGUGUAUAUGUGUCUGCAUGUGUGUAUGCAAGUGUGCACACGUGUGGCGUGCUACUUAUUUACCCUGGAGCCUCAUGUGUGUGAAGCAUGCUUUACCACUGAGCUACCCCACCCUGACCCCAACAAACAGGUACUCAGACAGGAGCUAAAAUGAGUGAACUGGGUCUCCCUGUGCCAACAUGGGCUAUGUGGUACCAGCAUCCUAAAGUCCCUCAUAAGUACUGUUGUAGCUUGGCAUAACUGAUGCCAUCAUGUGCCCUGUAUUUGACCCAGAAGAGUGAAAAAUUACUCAGUAUAAGUCCCAUGAGAAAGGCAGAAUGAGCUGCAUCCACAAGAAAAAAUUAACCUGCUCAACAAAGAAGCAGGGUGCAGGUAUCAACCAAAAUUAAUUUAAGAUUCUAGCUAAAUUGUUUCCAUCAGGAUGUCUUGCUUUGUGGUUUUCUGCUUUAAAUGCCCUGUAACCCUUCAGUUUGGGGCCACUUGGUUUGACUCUGAAACGGGUCUAUGUGAGUGGUUGCUAGGCUCAGCUAAUAAAAUCCCAAAAUUUA
Cavia porcellus (domestic guinea pig) is the source of this 5407-nucleotide messenger RNA. RefSeq names its product NADH-cytochrome b5 reductase-like (gene Cyb5r5). The record is from RefSeq and is a predicted model, not a curated record. Bases 284 to 1225 code for a protein of 313 amino acids. NCBI's taxonomy places the organism in Eukaryota, Metazoa, Chordata, Mammalia, Rodentia, Caviidae. Gene Ontology annotation, molecular function: cytochrome-b5 reductase activity, acting on NAD(P)H. The transcript has 8 exons.